AUGGCACCAGCCGCAGAACGCAUCGUCGCGAUUUCUUGUAUCAGCGUCGGGAUAGGCCCUCGCGGAGACACGGACAUGCUCGCGCGAGUGGCCAUCGUCGACUUCGCCGGGAACACGCUUCUCGACGUCUAUGUCGCGCCGACACACACGGUCACCGAUUUUCGUGAGGCGAAGACCGGCAUCAAGUCCGCCAACCUCUACUCCUCACGGGCGCAGAACAUCCGAGUCGUGUACCAGACCGUCUGCAGCAUUCUACGUAACAAGGUCGUCGUCGGUCACUGUCUCUGGCAGGACUUCAAUGUUCUCGGCGUCGCACAUCCCGCUAAGGACACCCGUGACACCGCCCUCUACCUUCCUUUUCGCACCACCCUUCGCACGCAACAGCAGGUCGGCCUGCAGACCCUCAACUAUCGCCUGCUCGGGCUACGGUGCUCCGAGCCAUAUGUUGACCCGUUGGAGAACGCCCGCGUCGCCCUCAACCUCUACCGCAGUUAUGCCGCCAACUGGGAGGCUGCCGUGUCCUCUCGCAACUGGCCUUGCGACCUUCCCCCCGGCCGUUACUCCACCAACUACAACUAGACGCCGCCCUCACCACCUAGAUUUAUCAUACACUGCGCCCCUACGUCUGGC
This is a messenger RNA of Schizophyllum commune H4-8, 630 nucleotides long. RefSeq names its product nucleotide-binding protein FRT1. Gene Ontology annotation, cellular component: nucleus. Bases 1 to 579 code for a protein of 192 amino acids. Gene Ontology annotation, molecular function: exonuclease activity; nucleic acid binding. The record is from RefSeq and is a predicted model, not a curated record. The transcript is spliced from 4 exons. NCBI's taxonomy places the organism in Eukaryota, Fungi, Basidiomycota, Agaricomycetes, Agaricales, Schizophyllaceae.